AGCGUUGCAGGAAAAAGGCCGGCAUGGCCGCUCUCAGGUCCCUCUCUGCCUCCGGCAGUUAGCCAUCUGUUUUCCCGUGUGAUCCGUGCCGCCACGCCGGCCAAUCGCGCUCGAAGAAACCGUUAAGAGUUUCCGUUGUAUGCGCGUUUAAACGAUCUAGUGCACAUUUGUCAUCUGCGUGCCGUGAACCACUCCCGUGCGGUGUUGUCCUGUGUUUUCGCGAAUCUCGCUAAAACAAACGGAGAAACAUGGCUGUUAAUGUGUAUGCCACAAAUAUGACGUCCGACAAUCUCAGUCGGCACGAUAUGCUUGCAUGGGUGAACGACUGCCUGCAGUCCUCGUUCACCAAGAUUGAAGAGCUUUGCACCGGAGCAGUUUAUUGUCAGUUCAUGGACAUGCUCUUCCCGAAUAGUGUACCUUUGAAAAGGGUCAAGUUCAAGACCAAUCUGGAACACGAAUAUAUACAGAAUUUCAAAAUUCUCCAAGGUGGUUUCAAAAAGAUGAAUGUGGAUAAGAUUGUGCCAAUUGAUAGGCUGGUGAAAGGCAGGUUCCAAGACAACUUUGAAUUUUUACAAUGGUUCAAGAAAUUCUUUGACGCAAACUACUCGGGAGCGGAGCCAUACGAUGCGCUUGCUAUGCGAGGAGGGGAGCCUAUGGGUAGUGGCGGAAGUAAUGCACCUCGUGGUGGUUCUAACGUGAAACGUGCUUCUCCACGUGACACAAUAAAUUCAACUAAACCGGCUCCUCGUACUACUGGUGAGGGACAUCCAUCUACCAUGCGUGCAGAUAGUACAAACACUUUAGUAACUAAAGUUCAGCCGCCGUACCGCGCACAACCCAAAAACACAGUUGGCAACCGUGGAGACAAUGGAAAAAUUGAAGAGCUUAGUGCACAGUUGGUUGAACUGAAAAUGUCGGUCGAAGGUCUGGAAAAGGAGAGAGAUUUCUAUUUCGGAAAAUUACGUGACAUAGAAGUCAUGUGUCAAGAUUGCGACAACAGCGGCGAUCCUCCACCUAUUGUACAGAAAAUUUUAGAAGUCCUUUAUGCAACAGAGGAUGGUUUUGCACCACCUGAAGAAUUGGAAGGUGAUGGACUUGCGCCCGACGAUGAGGAGGAAUAUUAACCUUUUUUAUUUACGGAUGUAAUUGAAAUGAACAAGCAAAUUAUCCAAGUGCGUUUCAGUUUACCAUGCCUGUGAGCCAGUAUCACUAUCCCUUGCAUAAUUAUAUAAGCUAUUUUACAUGAGCAAAUUUAACAGUCUUAGCGCGAAUGAUACAGAUGUUUUGUUAAUAAAGUUCACUGAAAUCAUCAAGAUUCGCACAAUGUUAGACUAGACUUAAGUUGAGUGCACUUGAAUAACUUGUUCUUUAUUAGCCGUUGACGCGCGCACGAAGGAAGAAAAUUGAAAGGGAUUAUUGAAGAAGGAAAUUUAACUAGUAAUCUAUCACAAAUUGUCGCAAUUCCUUAUAGCGUUAAAAUGGUAGAGUUCCGAAGAUCAAUGGCUCUUGAAUUGUUUCAAAAAUUUAUGGAUACCGAUACCUAUUGAUGUUAUCCACAUCCGUACUGUUACGUAGCGACUACGUUAACUACACACUUUUUUAAUGCGUGAGUGUUCUGUUUGUAAUUGUAUUAAGUUUGUAUCGAUAAUGAAUCACGAAGCUCCCAUGAACAAAUUUGUCUUCUGAAAUCAUCUAUAAUAUUAAUCCUAUUGAAAAAUUCGGUUGAAAGCUGCUCAAUUUGUUCCACUUGUUUUCUAUGUGCAAUAUGCUCAAUGCACUCAGCGAUUUCGUGUGAAGCAAUAGGUUUUCAUUAUUUCAUUUAGCAAAAUAAAUUUCGAUAUAUAAUUUUAAUAAUUAAAAUCUCAGUUUCGCUUUGACAUUUUAUCUGCAUUUUACCAAUAUAAAAACUUGCAUAAAAAUAUUUGUAGGGAUACCAACACCACAUACUUAUAGUCCAAAUAUUUUUAUUUCAGUGAAUUAGAUAGUGUGCGCUUCGUGAAAACAGAUUGUACGAGACAAAACGCGAUACGCUUAUACACUUGAUUGAAUUACAAAGAUGUGAAAGACUUUGAAGUUAGAGCUCAUAUUGAAAGAUUCAUCUAUUAAAGUUUAUCCCGUACAAAUCAAUUUUAAAAAAGACACAAUCAUGUUUGCAUCUCCAUGACAGUCUCUCGGGAUAUAAGAAUGGCCUUAAAACGUGGUGAAUUUGAGAUUUUGAUAAAAUACUCAAAAUCGCAGGAGUAAGCGCGAACUGUUUCUUCAUUAUAUCAUAGAAGCACCAUCAAUUGCGAUGCUGCUACAUCUCACUUUCAUAAAAAAAAAAAAAAAAAAAAGGUAAAAUCAUACGUUCCGAGAGCAGACGAGUGAGAGGGACAACGAGCGAAAGAGUUACGGCAUGUAGACGUUUUGCGAACGCUUACGUGUUUUUGGCAUGUGUGUGUGCUUUCAAUAUUAUUAGUUUCGAUUGUCGAGAUCAACAUUCAUUGUAGAUGCGGCGUUAUAAUCGAAUUAAUUUAAGCGAAAAGCGUCGAUCAUCAUGAAAUUGUAUUUAGGAUGUAAUUUGCAUUACGUGCUACGUCUUUAUUAAACUCCAGCAAGACAGAAGAAUACAGUUGGCUUGCAUUCUGUUCAUCGCUCUUUAUGCGCGCAUAUGUGCUGCAAAAUUAAAAAUUUUAAUGCCAAUAUAAUAAACGUUUAAUAAAAUCGAUCUCAAA
This is a messenger RNA of Solenopsis invicta (red fire ant), 2714 nucleotides long. It is a transcript of the gene Eb1, whose product is annotated as microtubule-associated protein RP/EB family member 1. NCBI's taxonomy places the organism in Eukaryota, Metazoa, Arthropoda, Insecta, Hymenoptera, Formicidae. The transcript is spliced from 7 exons. The record is from RefSeq and is a predicted model, not a curated record. Bases 249 to 1124 code for a protein of 291 amino acids. Gene Ontology annotation, molecular function: microtubule plus-end binding. Gene Ontology annotation, cellular component: cytoplasmic microtubule; spindle midzone; microtubule organizing center. Gene Ontology annotation, biological process: regulation of microtubule polymerization or depolymerization; protein localization to microtubule plus-end; spindle assembly.